GUCCUGGCACCGCGUGGUGGUUCGAUGGGGGCCUGGGGGGACCGUGCCAGGUCGGUGGCGACCGCACUGCAGCUUCGAUUCCGCACUGUACGGCGCUGUGCUGUGUUGCUCUGCGCUUACUGUACCUAUGUACUGUAUUGACUGUACUCGUAUCUACUAUGUGCUCGUAGUGGAAACGAUUGACUGGAUCCAUCAUCUACAGUAUUGAAUUGAAUGCUUGCAAGCGGCCUCUGCGCAGUGACAAAUGAGUCUCAUUCGCCACAAAGCUCGCCCGACUCCUGCUACAGAUUCUCAGACCAGGUCUCACUCUCACCCAAGAAAGAGAGAGAGAGUGACAGAGAACCCCCCAGAUUCUGUUGUCGUGCACGGACAGGCGGAUGCAGUCGCUGCUCGUACAUGUACCAGGUUGGUCUGGUAUUCCGUACAGGUAUUGCUGCACACCCACGCCCGCAUUCACACAGAGUACGGAGUACAGGCACUGGCUACCUGGCAACUGAGACAUGCCCGCAGACUGGACUGGAUGCAGCUCUCAAACCCCAAACCGCGCGCAUCCAAGACCCUACAGUAGGACAUGCAUACACGCUCCUACAGUGUCCGCGCCCGGCAUUCACCAUACUGUACGAGCACAGUGCGGCGCCGUACGAGUCCACGCUGGACCGGCUGGUUUUGCCAUUGAGUCCGCCUCUGCCCCUGCAUGGCUGGCCGACGACUGUGCAAGCAUCCAUGGAUCUCUCAUGUCCCAGCAACUCAGCGCCCCAUCGCCAACUGGAGCCUCUCAUCCACAGCGUGCCAGAAUCAGCGCCACCAGCGUGGAUGCUCUGCGCUGGCCGGUACCAGCAAAUUGCGUGGCUGACUGCGUGGAGGACAAGUCACCUACUGCGUGUCCACGUCUUGCACUGUGGACUCACGGCUUCACCCCAAGAAAUUAAAGGCAGAAUAUCCAUUCAUGGUCAGUGCCGCUGGAGCUUUGUGUACGAGUACAGUAAACUGGACCUUGACAAUACACACUGUCCGAAUACUGUACAAAUCACAACAUACGGGCGCUCGUACAGACACAGUACCAAGUGCGAAAUAACGGAUCGCUCUUCGUUGGGGCCCAGGAUCUGCCGGCCGGACCUCAACUGGGCCCCCUCGUGGUUGCUGGCCCAUUCCAGCUCGCCAACAAACGGCAUCAAUGAUCACUUGACUGCGUCGUUUUCGCGGCUAGUGCGCCGUCGGUACGUGAGACUGCUAGUCCGCGAUCUGCUGCUGACCAACUCGGUGCCAAUCCUCCAAGCGAUGCCGCCUCGCUUUUGGCACCUGGUGCCGAGCACACCGCGGACAUGGAGCAUCUCUCUUCAUGGUGAAAUUUCGCCAUCAUCUGCUCGGAAAUUGGGGCAAUUCCGGCUGUCUGUUCGUUUGGGUAUUUUCUGGUCCGGCGCCUGGGGUGCUGUUGAGAUGUCCACCUCGUGA
Messenger RNA from Trichoderma harzianum CBS 226.95, 1452 nucleotides. RefSeq lists its product as hypothetical. NCBI's taxonomy places the organism in Eukaryota, Fungi, Ascomycota, Sordariomycetes, Hypocreales, Hypocreaceae. The record is from RefSeq and is a predicted model, not a curated record. The transcript is spliced from 3 exons. Bases 214 to 1452 code for a protein of 412 amino acids.